GUCGGCGCCGAUCAGACGGAAGGGGAGCAGCUCGCGGCACGUGCACGCGCAGCGGUGGCCCCCCGACUGACGCGCACCCACUACUCACCGUCAGCAUGGAGCGGAUCAAGAGCUGGGUGGUUGGCUUGGCGCGACAGGGGCGCCGUCAGAGGCAUUGCCCCGCCGAAACCACGCCGUGCACAAACGACCCGAGCCAAGCCAAGGCCCAACAGGAGUUGACAGAAAUUGCGCCACAAUCGAAGCCGGAUGGGGGCUACGGCUGGGUCAUCGUGUUCGCUUCGUUCUUGGCCCACGUGGUCAUAUAUGGCGUCUCGUGGUCAGUCGGUAUCUUCAACGUCAUCUUCUUGGCGGAGUUCCAGCAAUCAAAAACUGCCACCGCAUGGGUCGGCUCGUUAUUGAAUGCGAUGAUGUUUUCAUCAGGUGGGUGUGAUCUCGUCACGCUGGUGCAGCGCUACGGCUGCCGGCCGGUGCUCCUCUCCGGCGGCGUUAUGGCCUCAGCUGGCAUCGCGCUCUCGGUGGCUGGCUCACAGCAGCUGUACGUCCUCUACCUGACGUUUUCCCUGCUUGGUGGGAUCGGCCUCGGCCUAGCCUACAUCCCGACAGUGGUCAUCGUCAGCGAGUACUUCGAGCAGCGGCGGACCAUCGCGCUCGGCCUGGCUGUCUCUGGCGUCGGCCUCGGCGGCUUCGUCUUCCCGCCCGUCAUCAGGGCCCUGAUGGAGGUGUACACGUGGAGGAUGGUGCUGCUCAUCAUCGCGAGCAUCGUGCUGGGAACUCUGACUGUCUGUGGAGCCCUGAUGAAGCCCAUCGAGAAAAGGAAUGCCAGUGCCUUCCAGAAGGGUUACCUCAUCGAGCUAAAGGAGAACCUGGGAAUCAUGAAGUCAGUUCCAUUCUUGACGUCUCUUCAGCGUAGGACCAACUCGGGCCUGAUCUUCUCCAUCGUCGGCGUCUCCAACCUGGUGGGCCGGGUCCUGCACGGCGUGGUCUGUCAUUUCCCACGCAUGACCACCAUUCUCGUCUACAUGGUGUCCAGCGUGGGGUCCGGCAUCGCUACCCUGCUCAUGCCCGCCUCCAACAGCGUCAUCGCGCUCUGCGUGGUUGCCAGCGUGUUCGGCUUCUGCAGCUCAUGUCUGGGUGCCCUCCUUCCUGACAUCAUCAUCCGACUAGUGGGUGACCAGCGCCUCGGCAUUGGCUACGGCUUUCUCCUGCUGUUCGAAGGCGCCGGCUCUAUGCUAGGAGGACCCGUUGCCGGAAUGCUGUUCGACUACAUGUUGGUGUACGACUACAGCUUCUACCUGUCCGGCGUGCUACUGAUGGCCGCCGGGCUGGCGUCCGACGUAGAGCGGCUCGGCCCAGGCCCGCGCCUCCGGCUGCCUCUCCUGCCGCUCAGCCAGGCGUGCGUCGUGGAGGUGGCUCGGUUCAGCGCUGCGCCUCGACUGGAUGACGCGACCCAGGUCAGCUGGACGCGCGAGGAGCUCGCGUAG
Pollicipes pollicipes is the source of this 1481-nucleotide messenger RNA. Its product is annotated as monocarboxylate transporter 14-like. Lineage: Eukaryota; Metazoa; Arthropoda; Thecostraca; Pollicipedomorpha; Pollicipedidae. Gene Ontology annotation, biological process: transmembrane transport. The record is from RefSeq and is a predicted model, not a curated record. Gene Ontology annotation, molecular function: monocarboxylic acid transmembrane transporter activity.